Messenger RNA from Durio zibethinus, 1429 nucleotides. RefSeq lists its product as uncharacterized. The record is from RefSeq and is a predicted model, not a curated record. Gene Ontology annotation, molecular function: protein binding. Lineage: Eukaryota; Viridiplantae; Streptophyta; Magnoliopsida; Malvales; Malvaceae.
UCCCCCCCCCUCUUUCACUAUUUUUGAGCCCCUUCUCAAGUGACCCGAAUAUGCUCACUUCGGAUCCGGUAACCCGUUUUAAAAACGUGUCCUGGAUAUUAGUCCUUGAUUAAUCACCUGUUAGACUUUGAUGCAGUGACAGCUUGUUGAUUUAGCUAUGGAGACAGAAAAUGCAGUGAAUUGCACGUAUAAUGGAAGGAGCUUUAAUGAUUUAAGUAUCAACAAUGAUUCUUCAGCUUUCAGUGAUUGUAACAGCGACAGAUCCGGAGAGUUUCCAACGGCGUCAUCUCAGAGCCGGCGGUUAUGGCUCGCCUGUGCAAAUUCUGAGAAUUCUGAUGAAUUGAUACGUCAACUCGUAUCGGAUCUCAAUUCCUGUUCGAUUGACGAGCAAAAGCAAGCGGCUUUGGAGCUUAGAUUAUUGGCGAAGAACAAACCAGAGAAUCGAAUUAAGAUCGCUAAAGCCGGCGCGAUUAAGCCGUUGAUUUCGUUAAUCUCAUCCUCUGAUCCUUAUAUUCAAGAAAACGGCGUGACGGCGAUUUUGAAUCUUUCUUUAUGCGAUGAAAACAAAGAACUUAUAGCUUCAUCGGGUGCGAUUAAGCCACUGGUUAGAGCUUUGAGAACGGGAACUUCAACGGCUAAAGAAAACGCGGCUUGUGCUUUGCUUCGGCUUUCUCAGAUAGAAGAAAACAAGGCCGCUAUCGGACGGUCUGGAGCGAUUCCACUUUUAGUUACUCUUCUCGAGAACGGUGGAUUUCGCGGGAAAAAGGACGCAUCAACGGCUCUGUAUUCGCUCUGCACAAUUAGAGAGAACAAGAUCAAGGCCGUUGAAGCGGGGAUUAUGAAACCACUAGUAGAAUUAAUGGCCGACUUCGGGUCAAACAUGGUUGACAAGUCGGCGUUCGUUUUGGGCGUGUUGGUAUCAGUACCGGAAGCUAAAACGGCACUGGUUGAAGAAGGAGGGAUUCCCGUUUUGGUGGAGAUCAUCGAAGUUGGAUCGCAAAGGCAAAAAGAAAUCACCGUAGCGAUCUUGUUACAGAUUUGCGAAGAUAGUGCGGUGUACCGUACUAUGGUGGCCCGCGAAGGAGCGAUUCCUCCCUUAGUCGCUUUGUCUCAGUCAGGCACCAAUCGCGCCAAGCAAAAGGCUGAGACACUGAUAGAGCUUCUACGGCAACCGAGAUCCGGCAACGCCGCUGCCAGGCCCUCAGAUGUGUCAAUAUAGAAAUGUGCCUCGUGAUUGUAAUAAAAAACAAUCCCAGUAAAACACUGAAAUAGAUUUUAUCGAAAAAAAAAAAGAAAUGUAAAUAUCUUAUUAGUAUGUUAGACUUUGAGCUUCUUGAUUUUUGCUUUGCACUUUUGGCUUUUUCAUUAUAAAGAAAAUAUUAAAAAUAUAGUAUUGUUUCCAGAUAGUUCAACUGCCGCUUAGUGUGUU